CACGCAUGCGCGUCACACGUCUCACGCGGCGCUUUCAAAAUGUUUGCUGUAGCGUAAACACAAUGUUGGAUACACUUUAUUUCACUCAAUUUCACCUUUGCCGUGGGCGUCCGCAUCACUAUACCGCUUCUCCAAAGUAAAAGAGUGAUGAACAAAAACAAGCUACAAUGGAAGAGGGACCGAUCAGCUUCACAGCUCUGAGGGCCAAGUUUCAGGAAGAGGCCCUGCUGGCUCAAUCCAAAACCAGUCGACCAACUGUUGCAGAGAAGCCAAAAUACGUUCCUCCUCCUGGAGGACACUGCGUCAACGUGGUUAGCGGUAUUAAUAUCGCUGUAGAGAACAAAACAACAGUUCCCCGGGUCAUCUUCAGAGACGGGCUGCGAUCAUCUGGUGGCAAGCGACCAAUUUCCUUCCCACCACAGCCUCAGCGGACCUCCCCCUCAUCCCAGCUUGCUGACGGAGACAGUACAACAAGGCAGUCCCUCAAAGACAGACACAUGCCUCUGGUGCUUCCUUCCCUGCCUGCAAAAGAGCAAAAGACAGAAAAAGCAGCCAAAAAAGAGCACAAACUAGUACCAGAGCCAGUAAAAGAUGUCCUGUCACAUACUAAAAUUAAGAAGAAAGGAUUACUUCUACCUUUCAAGUCAAUCAAAGCAUCAAAAGUCAGUACAGAAAACAGAGAGGAACCUACAUAUGCAGAUUUGACCACCAGACCUUCUAGUGCUCCAGGCGAGUUGCCCUCUAUGGAAAAACAAACCGCAGACGAUGGGACUUCCCUGCAAAGUGACCAGUCAACCAGCGAGUUCCCUCUCUCCAGUCCAGAUAUCUCAACCACCCCUCCCCCUGCAGAGACAAGUGGUGACUCCGACAACAAAAUUAUUAGCACUUUGGAGCGAGCCAAAAAGAAAUUUUCACGCAGGCAGAUGUUGAUCUCUGCAAAAACGAAAAGCCUGCGUUCCCCUGACUAUGUCUCAGGAGACAAAACGUUCCCUUCACCACCACAGGACAUUCAGAGUGCUGAGCCUGAGCUGUCCUUACCCCCAGCAGGUUGCCUUCCACACCUGGCUUAUAUUUCAGCCCGGCCUUUCUUCAAAGCCAAAAGCUCUGGACAAAAGUCUCCAUUGAGUAAGCGGUUUGGCAGGAAUAAAGCCAAGCUUCCCUCUGUCAGUACUGCUGAACCUCAUCAAUUCUCUGCUCCUCACAAGAAACCUCUACCUGACCUAAGGUCAUUGGGGUCACAUCUUCCAAAGCCCCCUAGACCUCCGUUAGUAGAUCUUAGCACUUACAUCCUACCCACCCUUACUGAGGUGUCACCGGGUCUAAGCCAAGAACUAAGCGAUGAGCCAGAGUCCAACUCCAACCCUGUGCUAGAUGCUCCAGAGUUUCCAGACUUUGAGAACUCUGAGAUGGACACGGCAGAGGGAGAAGCUGUUGACAUUGUUGCUCUAGAGCUGGAGGCUUUAGACUUAGUCAGCACUGAUCUUCCUCUGCCAGAUGACUGCGGGGCCUCAGAUUUUGAAGAUCCACAACCUGAUUUGUCUGUGUGUGAACCUGCAGAGCCCCAUAUGAGCAGCGCCUUCCAAGAUCUGAACCUUGGCACUCAAAACAUAAUACCCCUUGAUCCAGCCAGCUUCCCUGAACCAAUAAAUCUCUCAGAAUUCCCAGAGGCUGCGUCACUAGAGCACUGUUCCCAGGGUGAGGAGGUCAGCAUAGACCCUCUGUCUAACUCUCAGGCUGAUGAAGCUGAUCUGGGAGCUGCUGAGUCUCACUCUGCUGUACAGGAAACACACGAUGUUAACCACUCUGCAUUGAAUGAUGGGACUCAACCACAUCCCAGUGCACAUGAACAGAACGGUUACCAUGAAGCAUGUGAAAAUGUGUAUGAGGACGUUGAGAACCUCAACAAAUUAAUCCAGGCCCACAACCUGCGUAAAGCAAAAGGUUCUCGAAGGAAUCCAUAUGCUGAAAACCUCCCUGUGAAGGAGGGGGCGUGUCUUCACAUGUGGCCACAUAAUCCCUGGGCUGGUGUAUCAGGAGAAAAUGCUCAGCCAGCCCACAUUCAUGUCCUCAGAAAAGAACCCCAAAGUCCCAACACAGCUGACCUUAAAGAGCAGAAGAAGAGGGAGAAGCAGCGGCUGGAGAAGGAGAAAAAGGAGCAGAAAGAAAGGGAGAAGAAGGAAAAUGAAAUGAAAAAGAAGUAUAAAGUGACCGGUGAAGAGGAGCCCAUGUACCACGCUAAUGUGAUGUUGGCGAGCAAGGUUCGUAAGAACGACCUGCCUGUGAAAACUGGGGACACAGUGAGCAUCAUUCGCACCACCAACUGCCCCAAAGGAAAGUGGUUAGCCAGGGAUACAAACCAGAAAUAUGGUUAUAUUUCAGUCAUGAAUGUGGAACUAAAUAUCAAAGAAAUGCUAGAACUUGGCAAGAAGGCCCAAGCAGCUGGGAGAGGAGCUAGUCAGGAGGGAGACACCAUCAGCAUUGGAAGCAGAUCCUCUAGCCACCCCGUGCUCACAAGCAGUUUCACAGAUGACAGUGAGGAGUGGGCCUGCGAAGACGAGACCCUCUCACCCACCAAUGAAAACUGCUUUCCCCAACAGACUGCCUCACUGCCUGAUAUGUCAUGCGGCCAUUUCAGCGCCCAGCACACUCUGAGCGACGCCAACCUGGAGGACUUACACACACAGACCAGACAUGAGGCCCUGCAGAAACUCACCAUCUUCUUUCAACACAGCAAAAACGACUUUGGUGACAUGGCUGAUAGCGAGGGAGCAACCCCUACGAAGUAAAAUAUUUCUUUAUCCAUUUCUUCAGUCCAAUGACGUUGUCACAUUCCAAA
Labrus mixtus (cuckoo wrasse) is the source of this 2836-nucleotide messenger RNA. RefSeq lists its product as uncharacterized. The transcript has 16 exons. The record is from RefSeq and is a predicted model, not a curated record. Lineage: Eukaryota; Metazoa; Chordata; Actinopteri; Labriformes; Labridae. Gene Ontology annotation, cellular component: plasma membrane. Gene Ontology annotation, biological process: integrin-mediated signaling pathway; T cell receptor signaling pathway; protein localization to plasma membrane. The coding region runs from base 168 to 2786 and encodes 872 amino acids. Gene Ontology annotation, molecular function: protein binding.